Molecule: messenger RNA, 810 nt
Organism: Talaromyces stipitatus ATCC 10500
Lineage: Eukaryota; Fungi; Ascomycota; Eurotiomycetes; Eurotiales; Trichocomaceae
Product: UDP-galactose 4-epimerase, putative
Exons: 2
Coding region: 1-810 (269 amino acids)
Source: RefSeq, a predicted model, not a curated record
AUGAAGAUUGCAAUUACUGGGGCUCGUGGAUCGGUUGGAAGAACGCUGGUGAAGCUCUGCUCCGAAGCAGGACAUCAUACAGUACAGAUCAAUCGCACUCAUACGGAACACGAUGGAACCCCGAACUCCGAGAUGAGAACUGCAGACGUCGCCAAAGACUACGAAGGUGCACUUGAGGCCUUCAGAGGUUGCGAUGCUUUAAUACACUUGGCAGCUAUUCCCGAUCCCGUCGGAAAGCCCAAUUGGCACGUCCACAGCAACAAUGUGAAUUCGGCAUUCAAUGGUUUCCACGCCGCGGGUGAAUUGGUCAAUGCUAUUGGUUUAGUUUUCUCGAACAAGCCUUUACACUUUGAUUAUUUCCCCAUCGAUGAAGACACGCCACAGCGACCUACGGAUGCGUACGCCUUGGCUAAAGCCGAAGCCGAGUACCAAGCCAAAUGUUUCGUCGAUUGGUUUCCUCAACUAAGUAUAGUUUGUCUAAGGAUACACGAAGUUGCUCCGUUGAAGGAGGCGAGAAAAAGACAUAAGGAGAAAUGGCACGAUUCUGGGGUUCGUCAGCUUUGGGGAUGGGUCAAUCCGCGUGCAGUAGCGAGAGCUUGUCUUUUGGCGGUUGAGAGUGAUAACAUAACAGGAUUUGAAAUAAUCAAUAUAAUAUCACCGACUACGACUCAGGAAACCCCAUCGGAAGAGCUCGCAAAAAGAUAUUUUCCCAAUGCGCAGAUUAGAGGUGAUAUGUCAAAAAACCAGGGGUUCUGGACUACUGACAAGGCCGCUAGACUUCUGGGAUGGAUGCAUGAUGAAACUGAAUAG